AGAAUCCCCAACGCACCUGCGAUAUUUUUAUUUAAAAAAAAGAAUCUCUUUUAGCGCAGUUAUCGGGAAUUUUAUUUCAUGAAAUUAAUGUCAUCAUAUUUCUUUCAUCGUCCCCUUGAAAAUCAUUUUGAAAAUUAAUAUUUUAGGGCUAGGGUUGGGGGAAGACGGUUGAAAAUUUGAUAGAACGUAUUGCCAUUGCCAACGAAUCUAUGUGCAAAGUUUCAUGUCAUUUGGUUUACCGGUUAAAUAUAACAUCUUACUGAACGAGUCAAACACGUUUGAGCUAAGGGCGGGACAACAAAUGCCGUCGUUUCUGAUUGGUCGAGUCCGGAAAGCGUGUGCGCCUUGAAAUAAAGGUUGUCAUUUUGAUUCAACCCUAUCCGUGCUUUCAGUACCAGCGAGAGAAAAUAUCAGCGCAAAAGGUGAGGCGUCUCAAAUAUUACCGAAGAAAUUUAAGUUAAGCCUUUAUUUCUAUUUGUUGUUAAAAACAUAACUAUAUAUAUAUAUAUACAUACAAAACAUAAAUAUACAUAUAUAUAUAUCUAUACAUAUACAUUUAAAUAUAUAUGAUAUAACUAAUUACUUGCCAGAGUUGUUUCUUCCAUUACCUUUGAAAGACCUGUCUUGUCCUACUAUUUUCUAAGGUUUCUUGGCGCUUUUCAAACAUCUGAUUUUACUUAAUGUGGAAUACAUUGAUUUCUUUUAUUGAUUUUCCCCGAUAAACUCACUUUAUUGGAUUAACUUUUCCUAUAUUUCAGGUUGUUCAAGAUGGCAAAAUUAAGUCUAGGUAAUUUUUAAAAUAUUUCUUUAUAAAUUAAGGUAAAAAACAAAAAAAACUUUCUAAUUCAUUUCAAUAAAUCCCACUGUGCUGGAUACCAUGCUACAUUUAAUAAUUUAAGCUCAUGAGAUUUCAUUUAUCUUAUCUGGUUAGUCCUUAAAUGUAAUUUAGGAACACAAACUAGGAAGACUGGCGUUAGAAACGUCUGCCAAAGCACGGAAAACUUAAUGGGAGACUUUGUGAAAAGCAUUGUCUAUGGGGGAAAAGCAUGAAAAGAGGGGGAAAAAGCUUACUGCAACAUUGUCGCAUCAUUCAGUUCAACAAAUGAUUGUUUCCAAACCUUUAACAACCCUAUAAUUUAUAGAAGACACAAGGAGAUAAAAAAAAUGACUUCUGUCCCCAAAUUAAUAUAAUCUCCUGAUUGAAGCUAGUAUAUUAUUCAGCCCUAUGAUUUUUAUUCACGUAUUUUUUACGCUCACCACUAUACCUCAACGACAAAGAUACGUCUAUUUAAAAAAAAAAAACUGCUCGUCUGCAGCUGCCAUACGAACUAAAUAAAGGUCUUAGAACAGUGUUGCUGGUAUACUUAAACUUAAAUGGUAAACCCCAUAUAUGGCCCCAUAAAUUUUUUCUGCUUUUGUUUUAUAUUUCAGUUGUUUUGUUCCUAGUUGUGUGCCUAUGUCAGAUAACACCUGGUUUUGGGGGUAAGUGCUACUAGUUUCAGUAAAUGAAGUUAGAGAUAAAAAGGCUUACGCAUCAGUUAUCUAUAAAGCUAUAUGCACGUGAAGAUAUAAUAGUUCUUAAAAGGGCAUUGGAAGAAGCGAAUGGUUGUGAGAGUAUUUAAAAUUGUAUAAUUUUGAAAACAAAAACACAAAAAAAUUUGCGUUGGUUGUGUUGUAAUAUUUCAGGGCAACGAAAAGGGCAUUUUUAUUUUUAAAGGAUUUAUAUGAUAUUAGGUGUAUAGUACAUAAUUUAAAAUUUGUAAAGUAUGUGAUUGGUUAUGUAAUAAUUUGACAUUUCUUUUUAAUAUCCUUGUGUUUUUUAACAAUUGAAAAUAAAAUAACAGAUAGUCUUUGCAAGUCCAUUUUUUUUUUACAUAUUAGUUUAUUAGAAUCACUGCUUGAUAGACGCUAUAGUCACAGGAACAAAAUCAUAACAAUAAACGGUUCCUUGUGUAUUUGAUGUUUCUUAAAAUAUAGAUACAUGGAAUUGUUUGAAAUUUGUAACGUUAAUCUAAAUAAUAAGUUCUGGUUGUUUACAUCAUCUUCUAAUUAUCGCAGUGUCGUCAGAACAACACAUCAAGGAUAUAGUUAAAAUUGUCAAAGAAAAGUGCAGUUCAUGCAACGAUAGGGCCGAGACGGUACUAUCCAGGACAUUGAAAGAUGACAUCUGCGAGUAAGUUAUAGAUUUUAUCAUUUAAAUUUGAGCUUUCUUACAUUUUAAAAAUUAAGAAAUACAUUUCAAAAAAAGACCCAGAAUAGAUGGAGAUGAUAUCGGUAAAGUCAGACCAUGGGUAGACUCAGAGCGCAAGGAAAGACUGUGCGGAAGUGUAGAUGAGACCGGUAUGUAUCAUAAGGGUUCAAAUUGUAUUUAGACGAAACUUAUAAAUGUAUUUGUUUUUUAAUUAAUUAAAGAACGCAUUUUUGCACAGAAAUUCUCUGCACAAUGCAUUUUAGGAAUUUUCAAAUUAUUUUAUCCUUUUAUUGGUUUAAACUCGUCUUUGAUAGAAUGUUUUUUUUUUUUUUUUUUUUUAAAAUAAGUUUUUUUUUUUUUUCCCUUUUUUUUUUUUUCUUUAAAAAUUUAGAAGAAAAAAAGUUUUAAAAAUUAUUAUUUAAUAUAUUUUUUUUUUUUUUUUUUAUUUUUUUUUUUUUUUUUUUUUUUUAAAAUAAGUUCUUAUUUUUUUUCCCUUUUUCUUUUUAGCUUUAAAAAUGUAGAAGAAAAAAAGUUUUAAAAAGUAUUAUUUAAUAUAUUUAUUUUUAAUCCAAAAAAAUCUUACAGCUCUCGUAUGACCUCCCCUACCCUCUCCCAAACUUAUUUCCGCCGUUAACUGAACUUUGCAGACGCGAUGUUAACACAACUAUGAUGCGACCUUUCAGGUGCCCCACAAUAAAGAAGAUGCAGAGAGCGUGUCUGCGCAUUUACGUGUGUCCACAAAUAAUUUAUAGAUAAACACCAUGGAUUUUCGGGUAGCAAUAAUUUCCUUUAGACCAGAGUAGUAUCCUAUAAUGAGAUACCCUUUUUACAGUGCAAUAAUUUCCUAGUAAGUUUUAUGAUGACACAGUCUCAAAAUGGUCAUAGUAUUAAACAUCAGGUAAAUGUCUAAAAACGGAUUGUCAUCACCGUGUUUUACUCGUGGUGUGUCUUCUGGUUGUGUGUGCAUUUCGUCCGAGAGAAUAUUAUCAUAGAAGCCUUAUAACAGACUGAAAAACUGAACUCCAGUUGUGUUGUUGAAACAUUUUUCAGUGAUGAUAAAAUCCUUUAGUGAAGUUAGUUUGCGAACACCUGUGUUGUUGUAUAGACCAAAGACAAUAGUUAAAACAUGGUGCUAAUGACAGGUUACAUCGUUUUACUGGGUUUUGAGUUCUUCAUCAAUUUUUUUAAAUGGUAUAGUGUUUUACUAAUCACAAACCGCCCAUAUUAACUAAGAUACAUAAAACACAUAUACUAGUUGAGGCUUGAGCUCAUAAAUCUCCGGCUAGUACACUGGCAAACAGCUCCAUCUGCUGGGCCAUGUAACAUUGUCGUGAUGUGGGACUCUACAUUUUUCUUGGCCUCUAUCACAACAAAUCACCCAGUCAAUGGAUUGGCUAGUGUCUCCGGGGACAUCUCGUGCAGUGCGGCAGGUCGGAUCCCUGUUAUUGUCUAGCAUAUGAAAGUAUGAGUUAGUAGGGCAGUUUUUUAUCCUCAUUUGGGACAUAAGACUCUGGUGUCGGCGAUCAGUUUCAACCAAGGGUCAUGUCUGCUAGAAAGUGGCUCGUUACAUUUCGGGCUUUCUGGCUGCCUGCCCAUUUUCCGUGUUUAAAGUCUGCUAACCAGUUUGUGACACCGAAAAUGGCGUAAUCUGAUUUGGCUUGGGAAUCUCUGUUUUUUGCCCGUGGGUCUGCUUUACCUGGCUUAGAUCCCGUUGCAUUGUUACAUUUCCUGGUAUCUUGCCAUCUUGCCGACGUCAACCAAGGCGACUUCAACUUAGUAGGUGGUGUUGCUGGCUUCUUCAUUCAAGAUCUCAUUUUAAAUAGGAGAAAAUGACUAUGUCUAGUACCAAAAAACGUCUUCUUCUUCUAUAUAUUAAGGGCCCACGAUCUAUUUAUUGAUCAUUCUGGCUACUAUGCAUGUAGAGGGGAUUUGCACUGUUUCUGUGCCUUCUGUGUUGUAGAGGAUAUUUCACUGGUUGCAAGGGCUACUUUGUGAAGGAAUCAUGCAAUGGGGGUUGGAAGGCUUGAGGCAAUAUAUGUAAAUGUGUCAAGUGUUGUCGUCUAAACUGUUCCUUUUGAACGUUUGAACGAAUGAGCAGUUCCUAUACUGGCUUCUCGCUGGUAUGAGCUGGAAUUGCCUGUCAUGGCUUCGUCACUACCUAUACGGGGAGAGGGACGAUUUUCUGUUUAAUACUGGAGCAGUGGACCAGCCCAUUAUUUAUCUGGUACAUUAUUCAGAGCCUGGAUAGUCGUCGUCGUUUCUCCAAUUUUGACCAGUCUAGUGUUUCCAGCAUGCUGCCAACACUAGAGGCAUUCCUGUAUCGGUUCAGGAUAAAGCGUGCUGCCCGUCGCUGGACCGCCUCCGACCUGUCGAUGCUUUCUGGGUAAAUGGGUCCCUGACUGAAGAUGCAUAAUCUAAAACUGGACGGACAACACAGCUCCCAGCUCGAGCUCCACAUUCGGCACCAUGAAACCCAAUGGCCAUGAAGUCGCACCUUACACCGCAUUCGUCAUCUCUGACUUUAUCCCACUAACACAAUCGAUGUAAUAUCUAUCUCUGGUCAGACCUCUCAUUUUAACGUGUGUGUAUUCUUUUUUUCCGCAGUGCCUUUUUUGAAUACAAAGGCUGCAUUUUGAUUCCUUGCCUAUCCGAUUCAACAGGAAGUGAUAUGAAACUUGGAAAAGAGAUAUGUGGUAAGAUUACUAAUUGUUGUGGGAAUUUUUAUUGUGUGAGUUUCAUUUCAAAGUUUUCCAGCCGGUGUUCUUGGGUCAUUUUUUAUUUUCUAGGCUUUUGCUAGGGAUUUAUCUUAGUCCACAAGCUUGUUAUUGUCUCAGUUUAAACCAAUUUGCCACCUAGCAUAAUUUUAUUAUUACAUGAUGCUGUUCAAAUACUAUUUUUGUACAAAGGUGUAACAAAGCAAUAUUUUGUUGGUGGGGUUUAAUAAAUUUAAAAAAAUGCCAGAGAAAAUUAAAAUUCCAAACACCCAGGCUAAGUAACUGCACAACAAACCUUAUAGAAAACAGGAAGAAAGGUUGCCUGCACACGAUUACAUAAAUAUUUGAUCUACCCCACUUACUUUCAGAAAGGCACUUCAGUGAUUUAACUUAACUUUAUACAUUGACCAUGUUUGUUCUGACAUACAAACACGUCUAUGUUAAGGUUACCAUAUUUCUACAUUUAAAACCAGGACAUUUAAAAAUUUAUAAAACAAAUAAAUACAAUAAAUUAUGCCCACUGAUCGAGCUUAAGUGGAAGCAGAAGGAGAUAACGAUAUAAUUAUUUCUCCACACUGAACCGAGACUUAUAUUAUUUCGCAACCUUGAGUUUUAUCCAAAUUUCUUUUUUAAAAACAUAAUGAUGUGAGCACGAGUAUUUGUGCUAUUUUUAACUUAAAUAAAGUUUGCACUAAUUUUAUUUAUCUUUUAUUGCAGACGGAGGCAGUGUUAUCCAUGUUUCAAUCCUUGCUCUUCUGAUGGCCGCCAUAAUCCAUUGCAUAUUGUAGGCAGUAUGGCAGUUACAACAUCUCGUUGCACAGCUAAUCAAAGUCUCCAAAGAACUAGAUCUCUUUAAAAUUAUAAGUCUAUUUGAAUGCGUUCAUUUGAUCUUAAAACGUUGUCUUUCAUACAUACAGUAAAGCUUGGAAACAAAAUUUAUCUAGACGUAAUAUCGUUUAUCCCUUCAGUGGGUAAAAAAAUCUUAUUUUCUGAUUUACUUAAAAAUAAAAAAAAUAAUGUAGAGAAAAUUAAUUCAAAAUUUAGCCUUUUGACUUUGUGACUACUUUGUGCAUUCCUAUUUGUUCUAUCUUCAAUUUUGUAUCGAUAUAUAUUUUUGGAUCACAGUUUACAGAUAUGUAUAGUUGAAAUCGGUAAAUGACUCAAACAAAAACAAUGAACAGUUUUUGGAUCGAUAUUUUGACCCUGUUGUUGAAAGAAACGUUUUAAAAAUCUAUUUAUUUCCUAGGAUGGUGCAAAUAAAACACAUUACUUUGUAUUUUAAAAAGUUUAAAAUACAGGCGAACGUGAGUUAUUAGCAUUAAGAAAAUAAUAAUUUCCUGAAAUCAUUCAAAAUAAAAACAUAGUUUUUGAAAUAAAAAAUCUCAUUAUUCUAACUUUUUGUGUUACUUCAACAUCAUCGUCCACUUAUUUUUUCAAAUAACUGCAUUGCGUUCGACGAAUACCGAUUUACAAUUUAUUUAAAGUUAUGAAACCAAUGAAUACAUUUUUGUAAUUGUUACAUUUGUCACACCUAUGUAAUCUGUAAUCUGUCUCAUAUAGCGCAUUUUAUCUAUAUUUUAAAAAAAAAGCAUUUGACUUAAUUUUAUUUUUCAUCAUUGAUCAGAAUUUUGGGUAUAUUACUUCAUUAAUUUUUUUCCAUUCAGCUCAUUAAUCAGAAUUGUAUUUUUAUUAAGUAAAGUUAAUUCUGAAAAAAAAACUUUGUAAUAAAAUAGAGAAUUUCUUUUUUUUUUUUUUUAACGUGACACAAUAAGAAGAAAUUUCAAGGAUCGAUUUACUAUAAUGUAUGUGUUUUCUAAAAGUAAGAAGUUACAAUACUUUUAAUGUGUGUCGUUUAAAAACGAUCAGAUAUAUUAAUUACACGAUGAACUAAUAUUAAAAUGAGUCCCGGAAAACGGAAUUAAAACUAUAGAUAAAACUUCUAAGCAAAACUAAAUAAAAAAAUAUGCGGAAUAAAUUCAUUUUUAAACUGGAAACAAAAAGGACUUCAAAAUUUUUUUACGAAAACAUCUAAGACUUUUAGAACUAAAAAUGGUGAGUCAUAACAUGCAGUUAUAUAUCAGUUCUCCUUAAAUAUUUUGAUAUCCAUCUCACUAAUUCCUACUGUGAGCACUCUUGAUUGGGAAGACCUGCACUAUUAUUAUUAUUAUUAGGUGCUUUUAUAUUGCGCAGUACCCCAGCCUAGGGCUAGGCUCACGGCGCUUCACAUAAAACUAGCAAUUAAAGAAAAUUAUAGAUUUAAAGACAAUUGGUAAAAAAUUGGACCUCACCUACCCAAGUACUAUCUACCCCUGUCUAACCAUGGACAGCACACUCGAGCUAUGUUUGUCAGUUAGAGAAGAGUGGGGGGGAGGGAUUAGAAUGAGUCGGUAUAGUACAGUUUGAAGAACUGGGUCUUUUGAAGGCUGGGAUGGUCAGUAUAUUGCAGAUGUGUAAUUGAAGAGAACUCCAUUAUUUGGGACACAGAAAAAGAAAGAUCGUUCACCAUAUGUUUUAGUGCGUUUUCUGGGAACAGAAAGAAUACGCGUGUCUGCGGAGGAACGAAGCUUUUGAAGGGAUAAAUAGACAGUAAAGGUUCAGUAAGAUAGGAAG
Molecule: messenger RNA, 7515 nt
Organism: Lymnaea stagnalis (great pond snail)
Lineage: Eukaryota; Metazoa; Mollusca; Gastropoda; Lymnaeidae
Source: the annotation of a GenBank genome assembly